AUUGAGAUCUACCUCAACACGAGCUCGCCUACCGUCACCACCCACUCAACAUCUGGCCUCGUGCAUGUCUGUAGAGACAAGGUCUUCUCGAGCUCUCAGAAGCUCGUAGCGCGUCGAGCUUCACCUCGAGCAAGACUGCAAUACCCGCGUCUCAGACGCCCCGACAUCCCCAACCAUGAACAACACAAAGCGAAAGUUCAACACGCUCCUCCAAGGUCUGAGCGCACCGAAGCCCUCACCUGCGACCGACAAGCCAAGGCAGCCCAGGACGACCGCUGAAGUUGAGGAGCUCCUACAGAAACGCCGACGUCUGGGCGUCCCACAAUCAAAUGGCACAUCCCUGUCCACAAAACCGACGACAACUCGCUCGACGAUAACAUCUCCUGGUCGGAGGCAGGAAGUCAAGGAGGAGAAGCCAGCAGCGCGAUUCAAUCCCAGCGAUCGUGGAGAAUUGCUCAAGAGGCUUGCGACGUUUCACGACAUAACAGACUGGACGCCCAAGCCAGAGCGGCUGAGCGAGAUUGAGUGGGCGAAACGAGGCUGGGUAUGCCACGGCAAGGAGACCGUGCGGUGUCUCCUGUGCAACAAGGAGCUAGUUGUCAAGUUAAAGAAGGAAGCCAGCGCGAAAGAGCCUGUGCAGCCAACAUCAGCAGAGGUGGAGAAGGCCCUCGUAGACAAGUACGUGGACUUGAUCGUCACGCAUCACGGACCCGAAUGUCUUUGGAGAGAAAGAGGAUGUGAAGGCAACCUCCUACGACUGCCGCUUGCGAGCGCUACGGCAUCGCUACAGGCACUCAAAGAGAGGUAUGAUGAGCUCUGCUCUCGAAAGCCCUUUUUGCCUUAUGAAGUCAACCUGCGGCUACCUGAAGGCUUUGACCUGGACGACAUACUAUCAAAUCUUCCCACCGACUUCUUCCAGUCGAGCAGUACCACAGAAAACACGGUCGAGCCAGACCGUGUAGCUUUGGCCCUUGCUUUAUGCGGCUGGCAGGGCCUGUCGAACCCUCGCAUGGGUGCUGUUCCCAAUUCAGCCUCGUGUCAUACCUGUCUCCGACGUCUCGGUUUGUGGAUGUUCAAAAGCAAGGAGAUCAAUCCGGAGACCAACGAGGUCAUUGUGCCCGCGCCAAUGGACCACCUCGAUCCAAUACGGGAGCACCGCUUCUUCUGUCCGUGGAAGAACGCCGAAAUCCAGAAACGACAGUACUCCAAGCUUGCAGAACAAGAGGCGCAGCCAGGAUGGCGGGUGUUGCUGCAGACCCUGGACAACGACGCCCAGCUCAGGAGCAUGUACGAGGGGAAACCGAGGAGCAGACCGCAUUCAACUGUAGGCAUUCCACACACGCCCUCCAAGGGACCACCAAGGACCCCGGGGCCUGCGACACCUGCUACACACUCGGGGCUGCCUCUCACACCGGCCACCGUGGCCACUCAGGGCGUUGACGAUGAGGAGAAGGAGCAGGAGGCCAAGGACAGGGAGAGGUGGGCGAGGCUGAAAAGAGUAAAGAGCCUCUUCGAUCUGCGCGGUGCGCGGAAACGGGGCAAGUCUGCCAGUCGACCCGGGACUGGUCAUUCGACCCGCACGACAGGCGGCGAUGCAGCCGACGCGACGACCUGACAUCUUGGAGCAUGUUGAUUGCGAGCAUUGCGUGGAGUUUA
This is a messenger RNA of Emericellopsis atlantica, 1656 nucleotides long. RefSeq names its product C3HC zinc finger-like-domain-containing protein. Gene Ontology annotation, cellular component: nucleus. The record is from RefSeq and is a predicted model, not a curated record. Gene Ontology annotation, molecular function: zinc ion binding. Bases 176 to 1615 code for a protein of 479 amino acids. The transcript is spliced from 2 exons. Lineage: Eukaryota; Fungi; Ascomycota; Sordariomycetes; Hypocreales; Bionectriaceae.